Molecule: messenger RNA, 5497 nt
Organism: Pararge aegeria (speckled wood butterfly)
Lineage: Eukaryota; Metazoa; Arthropoda; Insecta; Lepidoptera; Nymphalidae
Exons: 9
Coding region: 249-4424 (1391 amino acids)
Source: RefSeq, a predicted model, not a curated record
UGUUCGUGUCAAGUUCGUGCUCGGAAUCGAGCUAAUCGCGAACGAAUGUAGAUUGUAGACCUAGAAUUUUUUUAUACGUGCUCUCGUUCCACUUUUCAGUUUUCGUUAAUUCUAUUUAAUUAAUUAAUCUCUUAGUUCUGUGUUUUCCUGUGCUGUGCAUACUAAAAAAAGUGAAACAAAGGAUUAGCGUGUAAAGUGGUUGUUUUGUGAAUAUGAUGUCACAGUUAAUAAAUCCUUGAAAAAAAAAUAUGAGUGUUAGUGUCGAAGACGUGUCUAGUCCUUUAUCGGAAGGACAGAGUAGUAUUCUCGAGGCAAAUAAUGGAUCGGACGAAAGUAAAAAUGAGUCCGUCAGCACUGUUGAGGAAGGUCAGGAAAAGUCCGAAAAAUCGGAAAAUUCUGAACCUUCGACACCCAAACCACAUCCUAUGGCUUUCACGAUCGACUUUGGGGAGUCCAAGCAAGUCGACAAUCGGAGACUUGAAGAGCUAGCGAAGAAAUCUCAGGCAAGACAUCAGAGGGUACAGUCUAUGUCUGCAGGUGUAUCAAAACCUAGUCCAAUUCAGUCUCACAGGCCUCCUCUAAGCGCUAAACUGCCGCGUAAAGCCCAAGGCUACAAUUCUGAAGGGUAUUUUUCUUCCGACCAAGAGGACAGUGGAGUAUCUGGGUCUGUUAGACUUCGCAGCAGUCCGCUAGCACAAAAUGUCGAUAGGUCAACUUUCAUUAGCCCCAUCGUAAGUAGACAGAUCAAAUCGCCCGUUACCGACAUGUUGCAGCCAAAACGUACGUCCAAAAGUCCAAUAGUCGAUAGCAUAAUGUCAAGAAGUGAUUACACGCCCCGCCAAGCUCUAAACCUGCCUCUCAAAAGCUCCAACAGUUCCUAUAUUCAAAACGUCCAUAGAACAGCAAGUUACGGAAACCUAAACUGCCACAAACAUGUUAUGGCGGACAUAAUAGACCAGAGUCCCGAAGGAGUCAUGUUAACAGAUAUUUCUAGCCCAGAAUUAGAUAUCCUUACACCAGACAAUGGUCUGUCAACUCCAGAACAUUCUAAAAGUCCGUUACGUAAAUCUAGAGUACCAGAAACUCCGGAUUUAUUAUUCAAAAAAUGUCCACUGAAAUCAGAACAUUUAUACAUUGAUGAUGAAGACAAUGAUUCCAAUCCCUCGUCAACUGGCACAUAUACAAUUGAAGGUGAUAAUUACACAGAAGAGCAGAAAGCUAGAAUGAGUAUAGAUAAAGCUUUGGGUGUUGAUUUAUGUAAUGAAUCCAUAGAUGACAUGUUGAAAAAACGCUGCAGUGUCGAAAAAGAACCUGAGGUAAUCUUUGAGUACCCUAACCCACAGCGGGUAAUAACAAAAGAACCGAGGAGAGACAUAUGCUUGAGAAAUCCCUUAUCAACCAAGACUGCAGAAUUACAAAAAGUUUCUAAAGAUAAGAAUGUAUUAGAAAUAUCUUGUUGCUAUGAAUCCCCUAAUGAAAGCGACUUGGCCAUGCAAACAACGAAACAGAUAAAAUCAACAAGAAACUAUUUAGAGAAAAUUAAGAAUAGAGUGCGGACAAUAACGGAAAAGACAUUUUCUAAAUUACCGCACGAUGAGAACGUUGAUGCUGGAACCUUUACCUCAGUAACAACAUCUGGUGUACUAAGUUCUAAGUUUCCGUUUAAAGUAGAGAUGCCAAGCCGGAGGCGUUUUAGUUUAACAAAAUCGGAUGUUGAUCAAACAGACUAUGUACACAGAUUAUCAAGGGAGUCGUCAGUGCCUGUUUCGUUGCUUGGCAAAGGAGUUGAAGAUGUGACAUUUGAAAGUACUGUUCUAAAAAAUGCACAAAAAACCUUAAUAACCAACUCAGAGAUAUCACCAGACCAUGUUGUUGGAAAAUUGUCUUACUUGAGCUUAAAUAGGUGUAAGGGGGACAAGACCUGGAUACAGGAUUGGGCGGACUGUGCUAAAAAUUACAAUAAUAAUACGUUGGUUAAGGAAACUGAUUUGAGUUCAACAUUUUCUAUUGAGGAUCGCCCGCCUAUCAGCCCGAGACUUAUUCCUACUAAACCACGCAGUCCACACGGCACGCCUACAAAGAUACCCAGCCCUGUGGGAACGCUAUUACACCGAAGGACACCAGACCUAAUACCUCCACAGGACACGGAAUCCUACUUACUGAAAACCCAAAAUGCUAUCACCAACCUUCAAGCCAAGCUGCACUCUUCACGGAACGCAAACAUCGCAAAUAUGUCCACAAAUAUCACCAACAUUCCGAACGCACUCACUACAAGCCUCCUCAGCGAGAAGACCUUGGUCUCAAGAUUGCCAUUGUCACAGCUAAGUAGGUCAAACUCUCUUAACUACCGCUUAAGGAGAAAAGACACCUCGGGCGAUAGCAGUCCUUUAAGGAGUCCAGGGCAUUACGUAAUAACAGGGUCAUCGAAAACACCGGAAACUACGAAGGUUCUAAUAAACAAAGCAUCCAAAUCCUUGGACCAGGAGACAAGGAACAUACGCCACGAUUCAAACAUGAAUAGUCCAAAUUCGGAUAAAGGUUUGCUGAGCAAUAGUUCAGAUGACAAAACCCUUUCGAAUAGGCCGCAGUAUGACGUAGAGGCAAUACUUUCGCCACACAGAAAAACGCAUACGCGACACAGAUCGUUCGAUAGGAAUCCAAUUGAGAUUACGAACGAUAUGAAUUUAAACAACGCGAAUCAGAACGUAUGCCUUAAGACUGUAUUGAGAAACAACGCCUUGGAGGCCAAAACCUUUAGAAUCGACCCAACACGUUGCCAAGGUGAUAUCAAGAGAAUUCACCAAAGGGUCUACAGUGACAGGGCGAAAUUUAACGCCCCAGCUUUCGGUAGCUCCAUCAAACGCUCGAGCUCUUUCAACACGGUCAGUAGGAACAAUAAUGUAGAACCGAGAUUGGUAUCCAGAAGAUCCAGUGGGCAGUCAGAAGAGUAUAAAGAUUCUGAUGAGUCAGAUAACGGUUCGUUCGAGAAAUCUCAGGAUGCUAGGUUUAAGAGGCCCUUGCAUAGAGGAAGAGUGGAGGUUGUUCCAUCGAACUCCCCGAGAUGUCCGAACACCCCGGAAAUGCAGAGGAAGUUCGGACCGGGGUUGGUUAGGAAUUCCGUGAGGGUUACCAGCAAGGAGCGAGGUUUGAACACCAGGAUGUCAGAGCCCCCUGUGUCCAGGGAAGAUAGGAUGAAGCCAGCUAAUCAUCAGAGCAGGAGGAUCUCGGAGCCGACAAGGCAGGCGGUUUUGAGUAGACUGUCAAAAUCAAGGUCAUCCACUAGGGAGGUUCAUCCGAAGAGUCAGGAUAAAGGUCAAAAAAAGCCAAGCCAACACAGAUCGUCGUCAGCGCUCGCCUCGAAGGAAUUGGAGUUCUCCAACUGGAAGAAGAGAGCAUCUUACGAUCCGAUGAAGGCGGCGCAAGAGGGCAAGAAAAGACAGCAGGCAGUACGCAGGCCUGAUUGCAACAAGGAUGAUCUCAGCUCUCCCAGCCAUUCCUCCCCAGUUCACCGCUCUCAAUCGUUCCACACAACCAACAUGGCGGAUCUCACCCUGGACUACUCCUCCGAGGAGACGGAGGAUGACCAGCUUAUGCCGACGUUGCCGGUGGACCCCAUGAUCACGUCCACUCACUCGGACAUCCUAGACCUCAGGAAAGAUAUGCGCAGGCAGAUCAACGAUGUGGUGCUGGCGAGGGACUACGUCACCAAUUUCCACGUCAACCAACCUCCGGAGAAACUGAAGCGCACUACCAACCGUAAGCAAUACGUGGAAACGACACCGACCAAGGAGGACUACGUCGACAAGCGGAAGACGUUCAUACUCGACAGUGACACCAACUCCACCACCAACGGCAGCAGUCCGCGGAACUCCUCGAUAUUCAGCCACGAGAAGAACUCCCUCAACACCAGCGACACGGAGGACAGUGGCCCGGAGAGUGCGCCAGUGGUGAUGAGGCACGGGAAAAGGGCGCCGGUAGCGGCGAAACAGAGAUAUAGCGGAGACUACUCGAUGUCUUCAUCGACGACCUCGAUCAGCAAGAGGCCGAAAGAGAUCCAGCCUAGAUACCUGGACAUAUCGAAGUACAAGUCCGAGAACUCCCCCAAGAACUUCCUGCGCAGGGACCCGAGCAAGACCUACGUGGGCGUUUUGGGCAACACAGAGAAGCGCGAAGUCAGCAAAGGGAGCGCCCAGCACUACGAAAUGGAACAAAAGAAGCAGGAGUUAGAGAAGUGGAAAAGAAGAGCAUCGUACGAUCCGAGGAAGGCGGCCGCGCAAAGCAAGGCGAAACCCGUCCCGAAGACUGCCAGUAACGUGCUCCGCUCGCAGUCGUUCCACGGACCGGUUUUAUCGCCGAACCCGCGGUACCAGCCGCCGACGCUCAUCACGGAGACAUACGACGCGUCAAGCGAUAACGACUUUUAAUUCAAAACAAAUAGAGGCGAUUUUACGACGCCAAAUGUGAUAGUGUGAGUCUUUGUGUGUGUGGAUCUUGAUGGAACCAAAUAUUUAGAGUGUAGACGCCGCUUUAUAUGAAAUAAACGUCACUUUGACAAUGACAUAUGUCAAAUGGCGCCAAACGCUUUUUUUAAAUGUUCAUAAUAAAACGUCUAUGCUUUUAUAGCGUAUUCAAUCAAAUCUAUGUGUUAUAAAUAGAUAGAGACAUUAAAUAAAAAAUAGAGCCUAAUAUUGAACUAGGCACUGAUUAAGAAUAAAACGUCACUUUCUCUGUUACAAUUGUCUUAAAAGACGCCAUUGUUUAUUGAGUAAAAAAGGCGCUAAUCGAGAAAUGAAAUUUGGUUCGAUUUAAUGCAAUUGUUUAGUUUAAAAUAUAUUAUUUGAUAAAUGAUUGAAUAGUUGAAAGUAUAUAUAUUCUAUAGUUCUUACACAGUAUUGUACAUUUUACAUUUAUUUAAAUGAAAUGCAAGCCAUUUUGGAAAUUUCGCUUUGACAUAUGUCAGUGAGUGCCGCCAUAAAAUUCGAUCGAUUUGAUGUAUGUUUUUUUUUUAAUUAGUUUUUAAGUUUUUUUUUUUUUUUUGGUAACUUGGAGAGAUGCAAUUUUACUAUUCCCAUACAUAUUUCGCACAAUGAAGUUGUUUUUAUUUUGCGGCUUUUGUCCCUACGGAAGCACACUUAUUUUUCGUUAAACUAGUUAUAUUUUGAUUAUUAAUGUAAUACUUUUUCAAAAAGUUUUUUUUUUUUAAGAAAUCGUGUCUUCAUAAUAGACUGACAUUCAUUGUGUGUAAUGUUAGCGAUUAGUACUAAGUAAGAACUUAAGGGUUCUUUACACAUCCCGACUUCUAGAAUCCGAGAUUACCGACCCGAUUGCAUUAGAUGCAUAAUAAUAAAGUUUGCGUAUUUGGGCAAUGGAAGUGAAAACGUAGCAUAGCACUUAAUGUAUUUAUGAAAUAAAAUUUUGUAGCUCUAUAAGAACUGUCAAGUUUCUGACGUCUCAAAUGAAAUAAUAUGUGAGUGUUUCGCCUUUAAUUUCUUAUGAA